Messenger RNA from Gymnodraco acuticeps, 4513 nucleotides. RefSeq names its product stanniocalcin 1 (gene stc1). Gene Ontology annotation, biological process: intracellular calcium ion homeostasis. Lineage: Eukaryota; Metazoa; Chordata; Actinopteri; Perciformes; Bathydraconidae. The record is from RefSeq and is a predicted model, not a curated record. The coding region runs from base 112 to 948 and encodes 278 amino acids. The transcript is spliced from 4 exons. Gene Ontology annotation, molecular function: hormone activity. Gene Ontology annotation, cellular component: extracellular region.
UCAAAAGCAUAGUGAGGAGUCCAGUGUAAAGACAUUGCUGGAAGCUUACUUGUGAUAGCCUUCGUUUAGUGUGUUUUCGGUGCUGCAGAAGCUUUUUAGAGCGCUAUUCUUAUGAUUUACACACAGAGCAGGAGGCGUCUCUUUACAUUUAGUUGUAUUAUCUGUGUUGAGAGGACGAUGCCUUUGAGGACCGGACUUUUUCUCCUGAUGGUGCUGAACGCAUCUGCAUAUGAACUGGAUCAAAACGAGUCUUAUUCGCCCAGGAGAGCACGCUUUUCCUCCAAUAGCCCUUCAGAUGUGGCACGCUGUCUCAACAGUGCCCUCCAAGUUGGCUGCGGAGCCUUCGCCUGCCUGGAAAACUCAACUUGUGACACAGAUGGCAUGCAUGACAUCUGCAAGUCCUUCCUAUACAGUGCUGCUAAAUUUGACACUCAGGGUAAAGCAUUUGUGAAGGAGAGCCUUAAGUGCAUUGCCAAUGGCAUCACAUCGAAGGCAUUCCCCACCAUCCGCCGCUGCUCCACCUUCCAAAGAAUGAUCUCCGAAGUCCAGGAGGAGUGCUACAGCAAGCUGGAUAUCUGCACUGUUGCCCGAUCGAAUCCAGACGCUAUUGGAGAAGUGGCACAGCUACCAAGUCACUUCCCCAAUAGGUUUUAUGGUAAGCUGCUACAGAGCCUGAUGGACUGUGAUGAGGACACAGUGGAGCGCGUUAGGACCAGCAUGGUGUCGCGGCUGGGCCCAGAGAUGACCAUGCUUAUUCAGCUGCUGCAGAACAAGCCCUGCCCAUCCACUGCUGUGGCUGCAGCUGCCGCCAUCCCCACUGGAGUGGAGAGCCGUGGGAGCUGGCGCUGGUCCAUGGGUCCCCACAUGUACAAGAUCCAGCCUAAUCUGCGAAACAGAGACUCUGCCAGUCAUUUUGGCAAAAAACGCUCUGCCAGUGACAACUCCUAACUCAGAUUCAGAAAUUCCACACACUCCUCAAAAACUUAAUGAAAGCUCCUCUAUUCCCUAGGGGUGUUAGAGUCCAUUCCUCCGCUUAGACUGGAAGUUACAGAAACGUGCACCUCUAGGGAAUGCCGGAGCGCCCAUAGAGUUGAUAUCAGAGUUUGAUUGUUGUUAUAUUGUAUAUCCUACACUUUAGGCUUGAGAGAAAUCCCCCUUCCAUCGAGUCCGCUCACAGUUUAGUGUUGAACAUGUGGCUGUUGCAUCUGUGCGACAUGGUCCUCUUCACCUCCUCCACAGAGAUGAAACCCUUAACAAGUAUUUUGAUGCAAAGAAAAAAAGAUAAAAAAAGAACAGCCAUAGUGGUCCACACCUCUAGUGCACAAGUCCAUAUUUUAAAAAGACAAAAAUCGCAUUAUCCCGACAUUUAUUCAUGAAUAGAGAUCUGUAGUUGGAUUAUUAGUAGUUCAUUUAUAGGAAUGGGGAGUUAUUGGUAGAUGUAUCUAAAUAUUUCAGCAGUGAGGCCAGUCAAAUUGUGAGCAUGAGAUGUGGAAAUGAGUUUAAUAUCUAUUUUCUGACUAACAUAACAGUCAAAAUGUACUGUAAGUUAUCUGAGACAGCCAUAGCUAGCCCUCUAAAAGAGCUCAUACGGAGUGAGGUUUGUAGAGGUUUUAAUGAUAACCUUAAACUGACCAAAAAACGUAUAACUGCCCUGAAUGCUAUUCAUGAAAAACCAAAAUAGUAUCUUAUAGUUUUUUUCUGAUAGCGGAUGCAGCCAUGUGUUUCAAAUCAUCAUCCUACACAUGUCCAGGUCGUGGCCAAGUCUAACUGUCAGAAAAAAAUCCAUUGUGUAUAUCUAGUAUCCACUUGUAAUGCAUAUGACUGUUGAGAUAUAUAUGGGACCAUGUUUAGAGGAAUCUGUAUCCAUGAUCCAUGCCUUCACCGAUGAGAGAGCAGCCAUCUUCUUAGACUGAUGAUUCUCUGAGGUGAAUACCCUGACAUACACACUGACUUCCAGUGUCAAGAUUAAGAGUGUAUAUUUAAAACAAAAAAAAAGCCUUGUUGGAUGAUAUUUAUUUUCCUACUAUAUUAUUUAAUUGCAUUAUUUUAGUUUUACUUAGUUUACAGAUUUAAAACUAAAAAGCAGUUCAGUCAUGGCUCCUAUUUGAACAUGAGCUCUAUGCCAAAAAGAGAAGUGAGCUGACACUCUGGUGACUGAAUGGGACCCAUGUCAUGACUCUGUGCUGGCCAUAGGGGAACAAUGUUGGUCAUUCAAGUCAGGGGAUCUACUUAAUGGGUGUUAUAAGGGACCACAACAAAACCAUAGCUUCAUUUUGACACAUUUUCUGGUUGAAAAAAAAAAAGGCCGCCAUUGCAGCUGCUAUUGAGGAGUAACCAGGUAGAAUCACAGUAAAACAAACACCAGCAUCAAGUCUUUUGAUUGUUACGCCCAAGUUUGCGGUGCUUCUCUUCGCAUUUCUUUCCUGUUAUUAUUUAUUUUUGUAUUUAAUUGUUUUAAUGUGUAUGUUCUGUUAUUAUAGAGUAGAGACAGAUAUGGGAAAGAUGCAAGAGAAAUAGUCGCAUGCAUGAUAGGAAUACAUACUGUGGUGUCUGUAUCUACUUUGGCUCUUGGUCAAGAAGCUUUUAAAGCCCCUGGACCCUUGGUUUUCAACAACACAACGUAAAAUAUGAAGUAGGCGAAGCUAACAUUAAAAAAAAAUUCCUAAAUCCACUUUUGCAGCACAGAUUAUCACAUGUUUGUGGUUAUCGGUUCAAAUCACAGAAACAAGAAGCUUAUGUUAGUGGUAGACUCUAUCCAAUUGGCAAGUCUCAUACAAAAACAUCACAUGAAAGCUGGACAUUUUCUCAGAUAAAACUGCAUGGCAUUCAGAGACUGAGACAAUCCUUCCGAAUCAGUAGAUCAGAUCAGAGCCACAGUCACUUUAUGCUGGUGUUUGUUUUAUCUGUACCUGGUAGAAAGAUGGGGGUUUUGAGCCACAAUGUCAUUAAAACGUUCAAUGGUUAAUGUUAGUUUUUGCUUGGCAGCAAAUUGCAAAUGUUCGUGCACAUUGAAAAUGCAAUGUAGAGAUUUAUGUGAAAACCAGGGCUGGGUUUAGUUCACUCUGAAAACACCCAUUCUUCAAAGUUUAAAACCUUGAAAAUAGUUGUAUAACAAAAUGAUGUAAUAAAGAUUUUAUUUCAGAAACUUAUUCCUACAUUGUCCUUGACAAUAAGAGUGCAGCGCAGACCAGAAACAGAGAUGUCAGUGUCAAAGUAAAAGCUAUGUUAAGAACUCCAAACUAUGCAAUAAUCUCACAUACAAAGGAUUCACAGCAACACAGAAAUGGACCUUUAUUUCAUUCAGUGCAAGCUCAUGCUGUCUGAAUAAAGCAUCAGUGUGUGUGCGUUCAUGUCACUCACUCACAGUGUGAAGGCAGUGCUCCUCUAUAUUACUUUCCGUUUCUUUUUUUGUUCCGUGAAUAUGAGCAUUUAUUUUGUGUCAUUUGGUGCAAAAGGAGCGCAGUUCUGAAGGAAUCACUUGGGAGGUUAAGAGCUAUCGUCACACUGUUGUAUAUCCUAGCUUAAUAUUGUAUGUUAAAUAUGCACUUUGCAUCUUAACCACUAUAAAGGGCAUUGAAACAUUCAGCACAUGUGCCAUUGAGACAUGUUUUAUUUUCCCAGUGUAUGAAAAUCCGUUAUAUUUUGCAUCCUGAAGGGCCAGGGCUUCUUCAUGUACUAUUGAUACAUAUGUCUGUAUCUUUGUUGUCCAUGGGUAAAUCCGAAACCCAACAGCUGCUGCUAAACUGUUUCUCUGUCUGAGUCUGUCCAUAUGCCCGCUCUGGUUUGUCAACACACAGUGAGCUCAGCAUCAGUCCACACUCACAUUCAAGCAUUUGAUUGUCUAUCCGUGUCUUCACAUUUUAUUUUUUUUAUGAACUUUCCUCGUGUCAAAUAUGUUUGGCAAGGGCAAAUUGACUGUUUCCUCACCAGAUUAAAUGUAAUGGUAAUUUCAGAGAAUGUACCUGUAUACUGAAUGUCUGCUUCGACGAGGACAUGCCCGAGUUAGGUGACCCGUGAAGGCUGUUAGAAAAAACAAAAAAAGAGAGAAAAGUGUAUUAGUUGCGUUUUUAGAUUUAAAUUCAAGUAAAGGGUGCUUAAGGUGGUAUUGGAGCACUAUUCAAUUCGACCCAUGGUGAGUUUUGUGAAACUGUUUUCCUGUCAACACUAGAGACGAGAGUCUCCUUCGCUUCUAACACGUCAUGGUACUCUUUCCUCUCAAGACUUGAAAUAGAUAAAUGUCGUGCUAAAACUAAAUCACAAAGCUUCAGUGACUAGUAAAGUUUAUUUUGUAUUCAUAUAUAUAUAUAUAUAAGUGACAGUUAUUUUACUAUCAGAUUAAAAAGCAUAUAGAGGAUUUAAGGAUGUUACUGAAGUUCCUGAUACAGAUGCUAUGUAACGCAUGAUUGACCCUUGUGAAUCACUUGCACUUUAAAAUAUACCCAUAUACAUAUAUACCCAUACUGUGUAUAUGUUUGGGUUUUUCCUCUGUACUGAAAAGUCAUGAAAGAUACAA